This is a messenger RNA of Larimichthys crocea (large yellow croaker), 14785 nucleotides long. RefSeq names its product striated muscle enriched protein kinase b (gene spegb). Lineage: Eukaryota; Metazoa; Chordata; Actinopteri; Sciaenidae. Bases 686 to 11602 code for a protein of 3638 amino acids. Gene Ontology annotation, molecular function: protein binding; protein kinase activity; ATP binding. The record is from RefSeq and is a predicted model, not a curated record. The transcript is spliced from 41 exons. Gene Ontology annotation, biological process: protein phosphorylation.
UUUCCCCCUUCGAACUGACUGGCAAGAGGUAGGGGGAGAUCAUGAGUGGGGUGAUUUAGCUCAUGGGACAUGAGUCAGGGGGGGGGACGCACUGUGCAACUUGCUGGACGGGGCUUCAAACAGAAGCCAGACAGGAACAGAUCUCAAGGCCGGUGGGAAUAAAGAGGAAACUCACUGGAGAUUCACACACCUUGUUCUGCGGAGACGUUACACGCUGUUGGGAAAUGGUUGCAAAAGGCUAAAAAGUCAUCAGGAAAAGGAGGUGGAAAGCAGGGCCGUCACUUCCAAGAGACAAGUCAAGGGAGCUGUUAAUGCAACAUGAUCCAGUGUGUCUUGCCCUAAAAAUACCUCUCGCCAGGAGAGUGGCAACUAUCUGUCUGCUUAAUUACCUGGUAACCAAUAAUUUCUUUUUCUUCUUUGGACAACAGCCGAGCUCAGAAGAGAAUUUAUCCGUGGCAGAUAUGUUUCUAAAUACUUUAAUUUGGCUUUUUAGGUUACAGAAAGUUAGAAUAUCUUAAAUUCAAAAAUGUAAGAGCCUUGUUAACAGUAAUUUAUAUGUGAAGCCUGCUCAUAGACUCUAAGGCCCUCAUUGGUAUUUAGUUUAGACCAUUAAGAGAGGGCCCAGUCGCUGUUAUAGUCACACAGUUACAGAAUACAUUGCAGGAUCUACCAAACCAGUUCAACCAUGAGAAAAGCUGAGGUGCAAAUGACCCUGAAAAAGGGGGCAGAUGAAGCAGUGGCACCCCCUAGCCCCAUCAUCCCCCCAAAGCGGUCCAAAGCGAGCUCAGAGCAAGUUGUCCCGGAGCCUCGUGGACCCGAUCUUCCCACCCCAACUCCACCUGUUUUUAUCCGCAAAAUGAGGAACGCCGCUGUGGGGACAGGCUGUGACAUCCGUCUCAAGGUAACUGUGGCUGGGGACCCUCAGCCUUCCCUGUACUGGUACCACAAUGAUGACCUCCUCAACAUGGAGAACCAGGAGUACGGAGGGCUCUGGAUUAGGGAUUGCAAACCCAGUGAUGCUGGCCUCUACACCUGCAUCGCCAACAAUCACCUGGGAGAGGCACGGAGCAGCGCUGUACUUGCUGUCUUGGAUCUGGGUGAAGAUUCCGAAACAACAGAGGAUGAAGGUGGAGACCAAUAUGAGACCAAAGAAGAUAGUGGGGAUGUUGAGGACCAGGCUGUGCAUGCAGAUGCAGUGAUGGAUAAAUGUGCCGAAGAUGAUAAUAGAACACAUGGACAUGAGGAUCAUUCUAACACAACCAGGAGCCAUUCAGAGAAUUGUUCAAGAGAAUCUCCUCCACAAGUCCUUCCACCCCCAUCACCAAGACUCGUCAAACGUCCCUCCACCUCUCCAAUGCCAAGUCGCUCUGGUUCAACUACACCUCUCAGCUUGCGGAAGAAAACUGUUGUGCCAACUGAAUACCAAGACACAGUGCCUGGGGAGUUUGAAGAAAAGGUUAAGCAGCCAAAAUCCGUGUCUCAAAGUAACACCCAGGAUUCCCGACCACAGACUCCACUGAGUGAGUACUCCCGAAAAGAACCUAACUUCAGACCAUCCCCAAAGCUUACCAGGGUAAGCUCAAAGGUUUUUGAGAAGGUCCGUGACUUGGAGGAGCGGAGACGUAGCCUUGAUAUUCCUGAAGGUUCCAUCUCAGGAAGAUCCUGGGCAGGGUUCAAUCGUGCUGGAUCUGUAGAUUCAGACGACGGAGGAAGCCGGUUGGGAAUCUCUAGAGAAAGUUCAAGGGAAGAUCUAAGGGAAGCUUUGACAGAAGAUGCUGCUGAACGGAGGUCUAUGUUUAGACAGAGAGCUGCUUCGCUGGAGGAAAAACCUCGCUACUCCCAAAAAGUCCAGGAUAUUGAGAACAAGUUCACAGAGGAGCUGCAGCGCAUAAAGAAACUUGUUGGUAAACCGCAUAUGAAGAAGUCAUUUUCAACUGAACAGCUCACUCUGAAGGCCAAGCAGCGCCAGCCUCUCAGGAAAAUUGAACCUAUCCCUCCACAAGUCCUUCAAAAGCUCCAAGAAAGGGAACGUGCCCAGUGGGAAAAGGAACAGAGAGAAAAGGAACUAAAUCGGCAACCAAUGCAGCAAGUACCGCAAGACCAGUAUAAAUCCCAACCCCAAAAGACAGCAAGCACUGGUUUAACAACUGUAACAGUUAGUAGAUUUGGAGAGGUUUCAGGCACCCCAGAGUCCAUGCAGUUAUCUGACUUACCAGGACAGCGAUCAGUGAGAGAAUUAAGUAGAGUCAGUCCAGUUACAGAAAUUGUUCAGAGGUCAUCAUCACCAGCAUUAUAUUAUCAACAAAGGGAAGACUCGCCAAGCAGAAAUGUUGCUGAGAUGACAUUACGCAAGGUUGAGCGAAGGCCACCAAGUCCACUUGUACAAAGGGUAUCUCGAAUGCAAGAACCCCAUCACAUCCAAGAAUCUCUUGUGCAAACAUCACAAAAGGAUGAGACUUCGGGGAGAAAGGCGCCAAUAGAACUAGUACUAAGAAAAAUUGAAAACAGACCUGAAAGUCCACUGGUACAAAAAAGGCCUGUACAAGAUCUUCCUCCACAACCUCCUCCGAAAUCCUCAAGGAUGUCACCGGUCAGUCCAACGGAGGAGAAAAUGGAAGUGGAGCUAUCUAAACCAGCCUUAAAGAUAAGAAUCCCUGCAAUUAUUGUUGAAGAUGAAAAAAUGGAGGAGGAUGUUCCUGUGAAGACAAGUGAGCCUCAACAAAUCAGUACUUCUGACAAAGAGGGACAACAGCAGAAGACCAAAGGAAAGAAACGUCGUUCUAGACCUAUGUCUCCAGAAUUAGAUUCUUCAGAUGAUUCUUAUGUGUCUGCUGGAGAAGACCCAAUGGAGGCUCCUGUAUUUGAGUUUCCCCUCCAGGACGCUGUAGCAUCUGCUGGUGCAGAUGUGCUACUAAAAUGUAUCAUUGCUGGCACUCCCAUUCCUGAAGUCACCUGGACGAAAAACAACACAGAAAUCAUCAGCACUGCGAAUUACACAGUCAAAGUGGAGGGUGAACGACACAGUCUGUUCAUCAAAUCAGCUAGAAUAAGCGAUGGUGGAAAAUAUUGUGUAACUGCUGUUAAUCAAAUGGGCAAGGCGUCCAGCAGUGCCACUCUUAUAGUUAAAGCAGAGUCUGCACAGGAGCCAAGGGGAAACCUGGGCGUGCCUAUGGAUAUCAGCAGCCCUAUUACAUCUGAUGAGGAGUAUCUCAGUCCGCUGGAGGAGGGAAUGGAUUUUGGAGGGCCAGAGCCGAAGCGAAGUAUUGACACCCGAUUCAGGAAACCCCCUGCGUUCCUGGUAACAAUGAGUGAUCAAGCUGUCAUUGAGGGACAGGAAGUCACCAUGUCUGUCCGAAUAAGUGGACAACCCAAACCCAUGCUCUAUUGGCUGAGGGACAGAGUUACAGUGAAAACAGGCCCACGUCACAUCGUGCGUGAGACAGAAGAUGGCACUUUUGAAAUGACCAUCAAGUCAGCAGUGAGAUCAGACUCUGGGGUUUACACCUGUAAGAUCAUUAAUGAGUAUGGGACAAAACAGUGUGAAGGAAAACUGGAGGUACAAGCCCCACCAGUUGAGCCUGGUCUGGCUGUCAUCCGCCCAGUCAGGGACAUCACAGCCAAGGCCGGGGAGACAGUUUUGUUCGAGUGUCAUGUCAUCGGACCGAAGGACACUGAUGUGGACUGGCUUGCAGAUGGGAAACUGAUCCAGCCAGCAUUGCUUAACUGUAAGAUGCACUUUGAUGGGAGAAAGUGUCGUCUGCUGCUCAACUCUGUACACGAGGAUGACAGUGGGACAUACACGUGCAAGCUUAGCACAGCUAAAGAGGAAGUGACUUCAUGUGGCAAACUCAAAGUCAUCCCUUCACUUGAACCUCUCUUCACUCGCAAACUGGACAUUCUAGAAGUGAUUGAGGGGCGUAACGCUCGAUUUGACUGCAAAGUCAGUGGGACGCCAUCUCCUAAGGUCACCUGGAGUCACUUUGACCGUCCACUCACAGAAAGUGAGGACAUCCGUAUUCUUCGGGAGGGCGGCCGCCACUCUCUCAUCAUUUCUCAUGUGACCAAUGAGGAUGAGGGAUUUUUCACGGUGACGGCCCGUAACAAUCACGGCGAGGCAGAGAGCUCCGCUGAACUUUAUAUUCAAGAACCACGGCCAGCUAUCUCCUCACAGAUGGCUAAACUGGAGAAGAUGCCAUCGAUCCCAGAGGAGCCAGAGGUCCCAGAGAAUGAGGUGGAGCGUUUCACUAUGCCUGACUUCAUCAAACCUCUUUAUGACCUGGAUGUGAUUGAGGGAAAAGAGGCUGUGCUCAAAUGUAAAGUGGCUGGUUUGCCAUAUCCCACCAUCGUCUGGUUCCACAAUGGCAAAAGGAUUGAGAGCACGGAGGACAGGAAGAUGACACAGUUCCGUGAUGUCCACAGCCUGGUCAUCCGCUCUGUGUGCCAUGCACACGGCGGCGUCUAUAAGAGUGUCAUCUCCAACAAAAUUGGCAAGGCUACGUGCUAUGCUCACCUCUAUGUCACAGAUAUCCUCCCUGAUCCUCCUGAUGGGAAUCCCGUGAUUGAAUCCAUCACGGGCAAAACCAUCACCUUAAGCUGGAAGAAACCAAGGAGGCUGGAUCCUUCCAUUGAUCCCAACUCCCUGAUGUAUGCCAUCCAACAACAAGCCCUGGGCUCCAUCCAGUGGACCAUCAUAGCAUCUGGCCUGAAAGAGACCAUCUACACCAUCACUACCCUUUCUAAAGGCGUACGCUAUUCUUUCCGGAUCCUCACCAUCACCUCCAAAGCCUUCAGCAAGCCCUCACCUGCUACAGACCCAGUGCAGCUCCUGGACAGAGGUUCCUAUCUUCAGGAGGCUCCAGUGAUCACUGAUAAGCCAGAAAUUGUAUAUGUGAUGGAAAACCAGUCAGUCACCAUCACCAUCACCCUUAAUCAUGUCAACGCUGCAGUCAUCUGGAGGAGGAGGGGAGUGAUCCUAGGCAACAAACCAGGGCUGUAUGAGAUGACAAUGCCAGAUGACGACCAGCACACACUGAAGCUGUGCAAAGUGAAAAGUGCUGACAUCGGCGAGAUGGUGUUUAUAGCCUCUAAUAAGUAUGGCAGUGACAGCUGCACCUUUAGCGUGGAGAUGGCAGCACCGCCAACGUUUGAAACUAUUAUGGAGGACUUGGAUGUUUGCACUGGGGAAUCUCCUCGCUUUGCUGUGGUUGUGGAGGGCAAACCCAUUCCUGACAUUCUCUGGUUCAAGAAUGACAUAUUGCUAUCGGAGGGCAGUCAUUACACAUUUGUGUAUGAUGAUAAUGAAUGUUCCCUGGUGGUCCUAAACGCUGGUCCAGAAGUCUCCGGGGUUUACACCUGCACUGCUAGGAACUUGGCAGGAUCUGUUUCCUGUAAAGCUGAACUCACUAUUCAUGAAGCUAAAAGUAAAGAGGAUCCAAUGGAUGAUGAGGGGGCUAUUUUAAGGAAAAUGCGCAGACUGACUGACCACUAUGACAUCCACAAGGAAAUCGGAAGAGGUGCAUUUUCCUACAUUAAACGUGUGACCCAGAAGGUGGGCAAAAUGGAGUAUGCUGCAAAGUUUAUGUCCACACGGGCCAAGAAGAAGGUUUCUGCUCUGAGAGAGAUGAACCUACUUUCCAAGCUGGACAACGAGAGAGUCCUUUACUUUCAUGAUGCCUUUGAGAAAAAGAAUGCAGUCGUCAUCAUCACUGAACUAUGCCAUGAGGAGCUGCUUGACAGAUUUACAAGGAAAUCUAUAGUAAUGGAGUCCGAUGUGCGUUCAUGUAUAAGACAAGUGCUUGAAGGACUGGACUACCUUCAUCAUCUAAACAUCAUACACCUGGACAUCAAGCCUGAUAACAUCCUCAUGGCAGACCCUCACAGUGAUCAGAUCCGAAUCUGUGACUUUGGCAACGCGGUGGCGAUCACACCUGAUGAGGCUCAGUACUGCAAAUAUGGCACACCAGAAUUUGUUGCACCAGAAAUUGUCAAUCAGACUCCUGUGUCAAAAGCAUCAGAUAUCUGGUCAGUUGGAGUUAUUGCGUAUCUGUGUUUGACAGGAGUUUCUCCAUUCGCUGGAGAGAAUGACCGCAGCUCCGUACUGAACAUCAGGAAUUAUAAUGUAGCCUUUGAGGAGAGCAUGUUUGCUGAGCUCUGCAGAGAGGCUAAAGGGUUCAUCAUAAAGCUGCUGGUAGCAGACAGACUGAGACCUGAUACUCAGGAAUGUCUCCGACACCCCUGGUUUAAGACACUCAGCAAGGGGAAGGCCAUAACUACAGAGGCCCUGAAGAAGUUUGUAUCUCGCAGAAAAUGGCAGCGUUCACUAAUCAGCUAUAAAUCAAAAAUGGUCAUGAGGUCCAUACCCGAGUUGCUGAAUGAUUCUUCCAGCCAUAUCUCCAUUGCAGUGCCCAGGCACCUUAAAGAAGGCUCUCCUUUGCCAUCAUCAUCAUCAGAUUCCGACGAAGACAUUGAUGAACUUCCAUUUAUUCCAAUGCCACUUAACAUGGAAUUCUCUGGAUCAAGGAUGUCACUGAAUGACAUCCAGACCAAUGAGCAGGAAACAGGAAAGCAGGAUGGAACAAGUAAAUGGACUGGAUCGCCUGUUCAAGCACAGGAGGCAAUGGAGUGUGAUUCUAAACAAAUAGACAAAGAAGGAGUUGAAUUAACAGGUAAAGGCCGUCUGCGGAAAAGGUCAUCACAAGACAAUGACAGGGGCUCCUCUGAUGAAGAAGCACCUGCUGAAUUACCGCAAAAGUCAGAGAUGACUAGAAAACCACUGCGAAGGGGUUCAAGCAUGGAGUCAGACAAACCAGAGGGUGGGCGACGAAGAGGAGAGCUAAGACGUGGAGGCUCAGCUGACAGUGCACUGCUGCUUCGGAUUACACCCGAGGAAGGAGCUGGAGAAGGAAACCAAGAAGACGGCAGGCGAGUCCUCAAGAAAGCUGUCUCUAUGGAACUACCAAGGAGGAGCACCAGCCCAGGAACUGCCAAGAUGAGUCAAGAAGACUACGCUCUGAAACUGGAGCUAAUGAGACAACGACUGCUUCGUGGUGGCUCUGUGGACAACAAGAUGAGUGGACUGAGAGGACCUCUGUUGGAAACAUUAGGAAUGGGAGAUGAAAAACGUGCAAUAUCCUCAGAUCGCUACUCUCGUACUUCUCGUUUGGGCCCACCUCCACUAAUUAGAGCUGCAUCCAGCGAUUCUGCAAAAGAUGAAGUUCCCAAACCCAAAGUUUUGCGCAAAACUGCUUCUUUCAGUCAAGGUGAUUCAGAACCCAUACCUUUACAUCGUAGGUCAGGAGCUCCCUUGGAGAUUCCCUUGGCACAGGUAGAAGAGAGAAGGCUCAAGGAGGCUAUAUCUAUGUCAUCUCUUACUGAGCCAUUCAAGGUAGACUCCCGUCCAGUUACGCCCAGGGAACCUUCGCCAAAACCGCCAACACCAGAGUCCAUUGUGCAGGAAAGUCCAACCAAAACAGAAAGCGAAGAAUCAUUUAUGGAGAAAGAGAUCAAGCAUGAUGAGACUAUGAGUGAAAAGAUGGAUGGUCUCACUACAGAUAGUAAUUUUGAUGAGAGAUCGAGCACAAGUGGUUUCUCAGAGAAGGAUAUGAGCAUAUCAGAAGAACCAAUGAUUGAAUCAGAUAAUGUGGGCCAGAGGAUCCCUACACCUCCUCCUGUGGUCCAAAGCUCUAAACUAGAAGAAAGAAUGGAAGAAGAAGAAAGAGGAAGAGAAAAAGAGAAAGAAGAAAAGGAAGAGUCUGUGAAAGAAGAAGAGGAAGGAAUUGUCAGUGUUGCUGAAUCAAAUGCUAAGGAAAAUGUAGAAGUUUCUGAAGAAAACAUAGAAGAAGUAAAUAUGCCUGCUAAAUCUUCUGACAUUAUCAUAACCACAAGCUCAGUUAUGGUGAGACCAACACAAGAAUAUACCCAUCCCUCCACAAAUGUUGUGUCGACUUAUGUAACACCCUCGCCUCCUACUCGAGUUGUUCUUCCAGAUGGAAGGACUUCAGCAUAUGCCAGUAUUAUGCAAACCAUCAUGGUCCCUUCAGUUCAGUCACCCAGUGACCAACCUUUAGGCGCCUCUACACCUGUUCCAGCCACCUCACCAUCCUCAGUAUCAACUGAAACAUCUUCACCUGCCCGCAUGUCCCCUGCUUUACCUGGUCCACCAAAGCCAAUCAUUGUGUCAACAACUGAGCACCCUGCUGUAUACUCCAGGGUAGCCUCGCCUGAAAUGAUCACAAAAGAACCAAGCCCACCCAAGACUAUUGCACAUUCCUCAUCCCAACAAGAGCUGUCAACAGGAGUUGACUUUGAGGACAUUAGCUCUGAGGAAGUCUUUGAGGCCCGCUUCAAAAAACGUGAGUCUUCUCUCUCAAGAAGUCUGAAAUUUUUGUCACGGUCAAAGAAUGGCGCACAAAUGAUUACAUCAGACUCUACAGAGGCAGGUGAAGAGAUAUACAGACCCGGGCCAAUUGGUGCACCACUUGAAUUAGCACAGAGGAGACUUGAGGAGAAAUCAAAGUCAGUCCAGGACCUUCGUGAAGCUCAAAAGGACCAAGGCUUUAUGAGAAGGCUUUCUAUGCGCCUGAAAAGAACUCCGUCAACUGAGCGCAAAGACGAAAUGACCAAAGAAGAUGAUUCAGUUGCUUCAAGAAGUAGGCUGUCUUGGACCCUUGGCCGAAGGGGGUCACAGGAGAAGAAGGAAGUAGAGAUGAUGCGCAUGGAUGGUGGAGCUGAUACAGCGGCGGGACAAGAUGAAAAGGAUGUUAAGAAACCUAAUGAAUCACCAGUCUUGACAAUGCGCAGAAAGAUUGAAUCAACAGUGGCUGGUAUCUCCACAAGAAUUCGCAGCUACUCAGAGGAAAGAAAAGCUUCAGAGGACAAAGAACCCAAGAGGACACCCAUUCUUUCCAUGCUUCGUCGUUCAGCAUCAGAGUGCCGUCCUACGAAGGUUACCAGUGUUCCUCAGAACCAGCUGGCAACUCAAGCCAGUAAUGGGGCCUCAUCAGAGUCUAUAGACUCAAUGGCUAGCCUAAAGUCAGAAACAUCAAAGGGUGUGGAGGUUGAGCGCAGAUCUCGUUGGGAUCGAUGGGGCCUGACCAGAGGGAGGCGAGACAAGACAGUAUCUCAGCCCGACAUACCAACAGCAAUCUCCAGAGAAAGUAGUUCCCUACGUUCACGCCAGUACUCUAAACUGGCUUCUGAUUUCCCUCCAGUGUUCCACAUUAAGUUAAGAGAUCAUGUCCUGCUGGAGGGAGAUCCAGUCACGCUCAGCUGUCUGCCAGCAGGCAGCCCCCACCCACACAUCACCUGGAUGAAAGAUAAGAAGCCCUUGGAAAUUGAUAACAGGAUGAACAUGAUCGCCUGCCCUGAUGGCCGGCAGCUACUGAUGAUCAUGCAGACCACCAAAAAGGAUGCAGGAGUCUAUGAAUGUGUUGCUACAAACCCAAUUGCCUCUGUGUCCAGCUCUUGCACAAUAUCUCUUGCUCGUCUGCCCAAUCGUCCUGGGACCCCUGAAAUACCUCAGAAGUACAACAACACAGCCUUGGUACUAUGGAGACCCUCAGACACCAUGGCCCCCUGCACAUACUCUCUGGAGAGGAGAGCAGAAGGUGAGACCAACUGGUUGAUCGUGGCUACCGGGGUGGCGGACUGUUAUUUCAAUGUGGUUGACCUGCCAGCAGGGGGUGCCUUCAGGUUUAGGGUGGCAUGUGUCAAUAAAGCUGGCCAGGGCCCCUACAGCAACCUGUCAGAGGUCGUAAGCCUGGAUGUUUCAGAACCAGCUAAAACCAGUGCUCCUGUGGUGGUCAAGACUGUCCCUGCAAUUAGUCCUCCUCCUCCUGCUCCUGCUCCUGCUCCUGUUCCUGCUCCUGCUCCUGUUCCUGCUCCUGCUCCUGUUCUUCCUCCUGCUCCUGCUCCUGCUCCUGCCCCUGUUGUGAUGAUGUCAUCCAUGAAAGUGACUCCCAUUAAACCAGCUCCCAGUAAACAUACUGCUCCUGCUCCUGCUCCAACUCCCGUCCCUCCUUCAACUUCAGCUCCUGCGCCAUCGGUGACUAAAUCUGCUUCUCCAGUAACCAUCAAACCCACUGUGCCGGUUGAUGCUACUCGUCCUGCUGUUACUUCGCCCGUCAAAACAACCCCCUCCGAACCAGCUCCUGUUCCAACUACAACAGUCGCCCAAGCCACGCCAGCGAAAGCCAAAACCACCCUUAGCAUCAGUAUGAGCAAACCCCAAACCAAAUUGGCGCCUCCCCCUGCUGUUCCACCCAAACCUCAGAGUCCUCUAAACGUAGUCCCCUCCAUAACCAACAAACCACCUUCACCUGUAUCACCACCUGCACCCGUCAUCGGGAAACCUAUAUCAUCUGUUCCAUUGUACAUCCCGACAACCACUCGUGUCACUCCGCCUUCUCAAUCUAGUUCCACUCCGACAACCACCACCCCUUCAGUCACUUCUGUCACUCUCACAUCCCCCGUGGCAGUGGUGCAGAGCUUAACACCUGUGCAGGGAGGGGACAACCGGAGUACCCCAUCUGGACGGAUCACACCGUCAGGACGGGUCACACCUUCGGGGCGCAGGACGCCAUUGGGAAAGCCUGGAGAGGGAUCUCUGCGCCAGGGCGUUCCACAGAAGCCUUACACUUUCAUGGAUGAGAAAGCGAGGGGUCGGUUCGGUGUGAUCCGUGAGUGCCGGGAAAACGCCACAGGAAACCUCUUCAUGGCUAAGAUUGUUCCAUAUGAGGCAGACAGCAAGCAGGAGGUGCUGCAAGAAUACGACAUCCUCAAGUCACUUCAUCAUGACAGGAUCAUGGCUCUGCAUGAAGCUUAUGUCACACCGCGCUACCUGGUACUUAUCUCAGAGUACUGCAGUGGGAAGGAGCUGCUCUUCAGCCUCAUAGACAGGUUCCGUUAUUCAGAGGAUGACGUGGUGACCUACAUUGUACAGAUCCUCCAGGGUCUGGACUACCUCCAUACCCGACGCAUCCUUCACAUGGACAUCAAACCAGAGAACGUCAUCGUCACGUACAUGAAUGUCAUCAAGAUCAUUGACUUUGGCAGUGCUCAGACUUACAACCCACUCUUCCUCAAGCAGUUCAGCCCUCCUAUUGGAACACUGGACUACAUGUCUCCAGAGAUGUUGAAAGGGGAUGUUGUGGGCCCUCCAGCUGACAUCUGGAGUGUGGGCGUACUGACUUUCAUCAUGUUGAGCGGCAGGUCGCCAUUCAGUGAAAAUGAUCCUCAGGAGACUGAAGCCAGGAUCCAGGCGGCAAAGUUUGACCUCUCUAAACUCUACCAGAAUGUGUCCCAAAGUGCCUCUCUGUUUCUUAAAAAGAUCCUCUGUAGCUACCCUUGGGCCCGUCCCUCCGUUAAGGACUGCUUCAAUAACUCCUGGCUUCAAGAUGCCUACCUGAUGCGCCUUUGUAGGCAGACUCUCACCUUUACAACUACCCGUCUCAAGGAAUUCUUGGCCGACCAGCAGCGCAGGCGAGAGGUGGUGGCCACCAAGCACAAAGUUCUCCUGCGGUCCUACCAGAGCUCUCCACAAACCCCCACCAGCCCCGCCACGCCAAAUGUGCCAACUACACCCACCACACCUGUCACCCAGUGAAAACAGGCUUCCAAACACCAGUUGGCGGGACUUUAAGACAAGACUUUGGGCCGUGAGGUUGGGUUGUCCCUUCAGGUUUGAGUUGUUGAACUUGGUCGGAAAGAAAAAAAAAAAGAACCUCAAAGAAACCAGCAGUGGCUGUGAUCUACAGAGACGUCACUUCUUUUUGUUUUCUGGUUCUGAAAGAGGAUCUUAAAGAACACCGAAGGGAACUCUUAGUUACGAGAGCCUGACUGCAUUUUUUCUAUGGUGGACUUGUUCAUACAAGGCAGGAUGUUGUCUUCAAGUUAGUACCUCAAGGUUUGUAACUUUGCAUACGUUUUUGGAUAAAUUACUUCCUUUCGUACUGUUAAUUCUACGGUUAUUAGAGAGGACAAGAAAUAAUACAUUUUAGUAACCCACCAUGAAAGGCCUAAAAUUACUAUAUUAGAAUUUCGAUGAAAAGAAACAUUGUUUCAUUUAUUCACAAGAUUCCAAAACAAUGAUAAAACAAUUGCAACACCUCUACUUCUUCAGUCUAUAGUCUCAUAUUCACGUUUCCUGAUCAGAAGUUCAUUCUGUGAUGUCUAACUUGAGUAAGGCCAGUCUAGAAUGACAAAUAUUCUCCAUAAACGCAAUCCAGAACAGAUUAAAGCAGUGUUAUUUGUGCUACAGUACCUGAGUUUUUGUACUUCUGUAGCAUCUCAGUGAUUGUCAAGAUUGUAGCAGUUCCAGUUUUUUUGUUUUGAGAUUUAAAAAAAAAAAAAAGUUUUUGAGUUCAGAGGAUACGCCGGAGGAUUUUCAACAAGGGCUAGAAGAAAAGGACUCUCAUAAUCAGCACAAAUUUCUUCCCUAACGUUACGAAAUAGAAUAGUAACGAUUUACUCAUUCUCAGAAGCAGAAUUUAUUACUUUUUAAGUUAUUAGAUUUCUGCUUCAAGUGGCUCCUGCACAGUCGCUGUGUUGGCCAUAGUUUCUUCACCACAAAUAAGCUAACAAGCACCACAUUGGCUUCCAGGUAAACUUAACUCUUCCACUCAGCCCAAUGUAAAGGAUCCAGUUUGAUUAGCCAUGCAGAGAUAUUCACAGUUUACUAAAAGAAGGUUUACAAGUUUGAUAGGUGAGGUCUUUAUCAAAUGUAAGAUUAUUCAGAGGGUUAGUGGUAAACCAAAUGGCUUUUGAAAACCCACUGGUGAUACUGGGGUGCGUCCAAGUGCCCUUAACCAGUUAGCAUUUGUCAGCAUGAAAAUAGCCUCUAUGAUUCAUCGAGAAAGGAUGUUUAUUGAGACAUUGUUGAGUGUAUUAGUUCUUAAUUUAGCUGUAAUUUUCACUUGCUAACGGUUUUAACGGCUAAAAGGUUUUGCUUUAUUUGGUUUUUAUAAAUUACAGUUUUUAAAUAGCAGAACUUUUUAUAAAAUAAGGUUAUUUAAAAUUCUUAUAAUUAGCAUUAAUAUUUCACUUAAAUGAUUUUUUCCUUUAGAAUUAAGUGUCAUACACCUUUUUGGUUUUCAUCCCCAUACAAGCUUAGAAGAUAAUUUAGGCAGUGAUGAAAGCACUGAUGUUAAUAUCUGAGACAAUCCAUGCAGCUCUAGAAAAUAUUAAAUCAAUUAGUAAAUAAGAGAUACUUCCUCUUAUUCCAUGUUCAGUAAAAUGAGAUAUAUUUAGAUAUGUACUGCUUAAUCAAUAAAUAAAAUAACAUUAGCUGUUGUUCAUCAGAGGAUACAGGCCUCCUAAAUGCGAAGAUUUUCAAGCCAUUACAAAAUGAGUAAAUUACAAAUUUAAUAUAUUUUUUUCAGUCUAGUUUUAGUCCCAUAAAACACACAUUUCACACACACACAUACACACAUACAUUUGUCCUUUUAGGUAAAAUAUGAAAUAAAUUGAAGACUUACAGUCGGGUGCGUACUGACAUUUGUCCCUUUUUUUAGGUUGAAAGUAGACUACAACUCGAUGUAUUGGUGUUUAAUAGUUACCUAUGUGCUCAGUUUACUGAAUGAAUGAAAUGUUUCAAAAUAUAUUGUUAAUAAUAAGUCUCAGAUAAGUCUCACCUCAGAGAAAACACCUAAAAUCCUCAUUUGCCCAAGAACAGUUCAUCAGUACGUUUGCUUUGACAUUACACUGAUCAUAAAUCAACACUGAUCAUCUGCUCCUCAUUAUUUCACGGUAAAUAAAUGGCUACAUUUUGUUGUUUCUUUCUUUGCCUUGAGAAGGCAAACUCAGUAUUAAGACCAGCAUGUGAAACAUUUGCACAAAUGUCAGAGUUUUGGUCAUUUUGCUGUCACGUGUAUUGAUAUCAAGUACGGAAUCACAAUCAGACGCUGAUGAGCCUUUUACAACGUGCAUCAUACAUUCAGAAACAUGAGCUGUUUUAAUCUGUGUAUUGACUGACAGAGAUUGUUGGUAAUUCUAUGAGAUUACUUUACUAGUUCUAUAUAUUAUAAUGCUAUUGCUAGAUAAAUACUGCCCCCUUUCUGCAGCUCUUUGUGUCAUUUUCCUAUGCAGAGUACGAGUUAAUCACAAAGGGAGUCAUUUUAAACCUUAAAGAAAACAUGCAAGAUCAGCAUGAGAAUGCAACGUUGCAUUAACGUCUGUGCAAUAUAUUCUGUUCUCUAAUCAUAUAAAAUGAAAUACAAACAGGGUUUUGAAAAAGAUGUUGAACGCUCCACAUUUUGUAUUAAAAUCCUACGCCGUACUUUGUGGAAUGUGUUGCAGUGCCUCGUGAUGGAUAUUAGACCCGCAGAGAAAAUUUUGUUUAAAUGGAUGACAAGCUCUUUAUUUUGAUUAUAUGAAUGUGACUGCUUUGUGUGUGUUUCGCAAUUUGUUUAUUUAUUGAGUGACUGUGUUUGUCAUAGCUUUUAGCAAUUACUGAAUCUGGCAUGGAAAAGGCAUGACAGCUGUUAAGGCUAUGAAAAAUAAAGGAAAUAUGACAAAUGUAUGAAUAUAAUGUAGCAAUUUGUUUCUACCGUGGAUGAAAAGUAAGUGAGUAAAGUGGUAGCAGAGUUACAUAUAGAACUGUUAUGACUUUAUUUGACUCUUUAUUUUAAUGAUUAUGUUUUAUAAUUUAAUAACUUUACUUGUUGGUGCUAGUAGCUGCAAAAACAUUUGUAAGGUGUACAACCCUGUUUCCAAAAAAGUUGAUGAGCUGUGUAAAAUGUGAUAACUGAACAUUGAAACCCCAUAUUUAAUUAAAAGUAGCACAAAGACA